UCAACAUCAACUUCAGCAUCCACGUUCACCGUUUUGUUGAGUUAAAUCCCGACGACGUGCAGCAACUACUCGCGACCGCCCUGUCUGGCCUGGCCGCCCGACUAUCCCCGCAGCCGCCCUAUAUCAUUCGUCUUCAUCUACACGUCCGCAUCAUCAAGCGUGCAAUAACAGACCGCGAGCGACUCAUUAAUGUGUUGCGAUGACUUCUUGUGAAUAACCCGCACAGAAUCCAGAGACCGCCAGAAACGCCUGGUGCGGGGAUCUUUACCCCAGAUGGUCCACCCAUGACCCUUCCAGAACUACGCCAUCAUGGCAAGCUCACACAAUUUCCUGCAUUUCCGCCGUUUCGCCCCCCUCCUCGUGUGAGAGUACACAGUAGGGAUGGGAUAUGGCAUUGGUUUGUUAUUGUGCCUAGCGCCAAGAGCCUCAUCGAUGGCUGUUCACCGUUCGCAACUUUCUCCUCCCGCAGGGUCGAAAGGAUCGUAAUGCAGUUGCAUCUCCUCUACUUGUUCAUUUUCUCCUGUAACGAGCAUUCAAAGCCGUGUUGCUUCGGCCUUGGCCCGGCGCUUUCAAGGCGCGCGUUAUGCCUCAAUGGACUCGUCCUCCCUUUCCCUCCGUCCACGACGUGCAACAAUCCAUCAAAGACGGUUCCAAUAGAAAAGCGACUUAUCACUUGGCGUCUCGGCCUGUGGUCGUCACUACGAUCUUCAGGGAUCGACAGCGCGCGCAGAGCCUUCAAGACGACGUAUGUUUGAACACAGACGAGUCCUUGCAGAAUACCAUACACUGCAAUGGACCGCACUGUAUCGUAUCGUACCGUUCCAAACCUCAAGAGUAGAGUCGAGUCGCCCAGAAUAACCUUUGUCUAGCUGCCGACAGCUCUGUGCUUCCUCCAUUUCUGCAACCUUGUUACGACAGGAAUUGUCCCC
Messenger RNA from Aaosphaeria arxii CBS 175.79, 929 nucleotides. RefSeq lists its product as uncharacterized. Lineage: Eukaryota; Fungi; Ascomycota; Dothideomycetes; Pleosporales. The record is from RefSeq and is a predicted model, not a curated record. The transcript is spliced from 2 exons. Bases 285 to 755 code for a protein of 156 amino acids.